Messenger RNA from Ostrea edulis (European flat oyster), 785 nucleotides. RefSeq names its product putative cysteine protease YraA. The transcript has 5 exons. The record is from RefSeq and is a predicted model, not a curated record. Lineage: Eukaryota; Metazoa; Mollusca; Bivalvia; Ostreida; Ostreidae. The coding region runs from base 56 to 568 and encodes 170 amino acids.
CAGACUAUAAAUUUUUUAGAGUUACUGCCCUUUGAUUAAAUUGUUUACAAUAAACAUGGCAAAACGAGUCGGCAUUUUAACGGAGUUUAAUUACGAGGACCUUGAAUUAUGGUAUCCUUACUACCGACUGAGGGAGGAGGGAUUUGAAACUUUUACUAUUGGCCCCGAGAAAGGAAAGACCUAUAACUCGAAACAUGGCUAUCCCUGCAAAGCGGAAGAGGGCAUAGAUGACGUCAGGGCUGAGGACCUUGCCGCCAUCAUUAUUCCAGGCGGAUUUGCGCCGGAUUACUGGAGAAGGGAUAAAAGGUUCUUAGAUUUGGUGAAGAACAUGCUCGAAUUAGGUAAACCAACAGCUGCUAUUUGUCAUGGGGCUUGGAUGUUCUGUUCGGCAAAGAUUCUGAAAGGAAAAAGACUCACUUGUUUCAUAGCCAUUAAAGAUGACGUGGAAAAUGCAGGGGGUUUAUACGAAGAUUCUCCAGUGGUAGUUGAUGGGAACAUGAUUACUUCGCGUUUGCCAAAGGAUCUUCCAGAUUUCUGCAAAGCCAUCAUUGCUCAACUCAAAACGUAGACGGCAUUGUUGAGUUUGACUAUCUUCAACACUGACCUAUGAAAUAUUUGAUAUAUGUAGAUUUCCUGGUAUGAGAAGUGGUCGUUACACAAUACAGAGAGGAAAUUGCAGUAAAAAGUUCCGAUUUCGAUAAAGCAAAAGAUUUAGACUUUUUUAUGCUCAUUUAUAUCCUAUUUCUUGUGAAUGAUCAACAUAGAAUUAAACCUAUUGCUUUAUU